AUGGACUUAAAUAGGGAGGAGUUACCUCUUUUCAUUCUUGCCAACUGGAGGGGCUUUUCCGGCGGACAGAGGGAUCUCUUUGAAGGUAUCCUUCAGGCAGGAUCAACCAUUGUCGAGAACCUUAGAACGUACAAACAGCCUGUUUUUGUUUACAUCCCUAUGAUGGGUGAACUCCGUGGUGGGGCAUGGGUGGUUGUGGAUAGUAAGAUCAAUUCAGACCACAUUGAAAUGUAUGCAGAACAGACAGCCAGGGGAAAUGUCCUUGAGCCAGAAGGUAUGAUUGAAAUUAAAUUCAGAACGAAAGAACUACUGGAGUGCAUGGGUAGGCUUGACCAGCAGCUUAUAAAUCUCAAGUUAAAGCUUCAGGAAGCCAGGACCGCUGGAGUGUACACUAAUGUUGAGACCUUACAGCAGCAAAUUAAAACCCGUGAGACGCAGCUUUUGCCAGUAUACACACAGAUAGCUACAAAGUUUGCAGAAUUGCAUGAUACUUCAUUAAGAAUGGCCGCGAAGGGGGUGAUCCGAGAAGUAGUAAAUUGGGAAACUUCUCGUUCAUUCUUUUACAGACGUCUGCUUCGAAGAGUGGAGGAGGAGAUGUUGGUCAAAACUGUGAGGAAUGCUGCAGGUGACCAGCUUUCUUACAAAUCCGCUAUGGAUAUGGUGAAAAACUGGUUUUUGGAUUCAAAAGGAGGCAAAGUAGAUUCUUGGAUAGAUGAUGAAGCCUUUUUCUCAUGGAAGAAUGACCCCAAGAACUAUGAGGAACAAUUACAACAGUUGCGGGUGCAAAAGGUACUACUUCAGUUAUCAAAGAUUGGCGAUUCGACAUUGGAUUUACGUGCUCUACCACAAGGUCUUCUUUCCCUCCUACAGAAGGUUGAGCCAGCAACGAGAGAGCAAUUGAUCAGUGAUCUAAAAAAGGUGCUUAAUUGAUGAAGCAGCUUGUAACUAACUUGCCAGCAAAUUGUUGUCUCCCAUUUCUUCUAGGACAGUUUCCUGCCGACCAGUGCAUCUGUGCCUGUUAGGAAAAGCAGCGCAGUUAGCACUCAACCUGUACUAUGAUGAUGCUUCUCUCUUCAAAAUCUGUUAUAUAUUGGACAAGCUGGGCAGACAACUGGUUUAAAUUUGUCCCGACGAGGUGUAAAUAGUAGCAUCUUGAGAGUAUAGGGUGUAGUCUUCAUUUGUUUGAGCAGAAAUAUUCUUUACAUAGCAGGCUCCUUUAUUGAAAUUACUGCAGGCCUGACCACUCUUUUUGUAUACUUGCAUUGUUAUCUUAGUCUGUCUAACAAUUGGUUAGCCUUGGUAUUUAUUGAAUGUCCAAAUAAAAUAUGAGCUGUAACUCAUGCUCCUAUAUACGUAGUUGCUAUUCAGUACAAGAGUUGAAAAUCUUCUUCAUCUCUUUCCACUA
Nicotiana tabacum (common tobacco) is the source of this 1405-nucleotide messenger RNA. NCBI's taxonomy places the organism in Eukaryota, Viridiplantae, Streptophyta, Magnoliopsida, Solanales, Solanaceae. The record is from RefSeq and is a predicted model, not a curated record.